Messenger RNA from Molossus molossus (Pallas's mastiff bat), 300 nucleotides. Its product is annotated as 60S ribosomal protein L28-like. The record is from RefSeq and is a predicted model, not a curated record. The transcript has 3 exons. The coding region runs from base 1 to 300 and encodes 99 amino acids. Lineage: Eukaryota; Metazoa; Chordata; Mammalia; Chiroptera; Molossidae.
AUGGCCCUACCUGAUGGUUUCGUGAUCAAGAGGAACAAGCAGCCGGACAGCACCACACUGCAACUCCAUCCGCGGCAACAGGUACGGAUCGCCAUCAGCAAGAAAGCAGGGAGCUGUCUUGUCAACAAGCACGCCAGGGGCAUCCUGAGCAGCAUCCCACAGCUUAUCUGCAAGGACAAGCACCUCCCAGAUCUGCACGUGGCGGUCAUCCGCAGGGCCAGCGCCGUCCUGCGCAGCAGAGCCCGAAUCCUUGAAGAGACAGCAGAAAUUCAAAUCAGCAAACACUCUCGAAUACAGUAG